Messenger RNA from Peromyscus eremicus (cactus mouse), 2787 nucleotides. RefSeq names its product protein phosphatase 1 regulatory subunit 18 (gene Ppp1r18). The record is from RefSeq and is a predicted model, not a curated record. Lineage: Eukaryota; Metazoa; Chordata; Mammalia; Rodentia; Cricetidae. Bases 200 to 2035 code for a protein of 611 amino acids. The transcript has 4 exons. Gene Ontology annotation, molecular function: phosphatase binding.
CGCCCCAUUGUCCGUAGACAAAGCGGUCGCCGCCCCCGCCUGGCCCCCGUCUGAGUCUCCGUCCCUCCUCCCAGGCUCCCACUUCCCUCCUCCUCUGCUGCCCUCCCUCCGGAUCUCCCUUUGCCUCUCUCCUCCUCUUCCUCUCUCCCGACGCCUGGCUCUACCGCACCUCCUCCUAGGGACCCCCAAGGCGUUGACCAUGACCGCUAUCCCAGAUUGGAAGCUACAGUUGCUAGCCCGGCGGCGGCAGGAGGAGGCAGCGGUUCGUGGCCGUGAGAAAGCGGAACGGGAUCGCCUGUCCCAGAUGCCAGCCUGGAAGCGGGGAAUCCUGGAACGACGCCGAGCCAAGUCAGGCCUGCCUCCUGGAGAGGCGAGCCCUGUGCCUGGGACUGCAGAGGCUGGACCUCCAGACCCAGACGAAUCCGCUGUCCUCCUGGAGGCCAUUGGACCAGUACAUCAGAACCGAUUCAUCCAACAGGAGCGGCAGCGGCAGCAGCAGCAGCGGAAUGAAGGGCUCGCUGAUAAGAAGCCUGGGCCUCUGGAGGCUCUAGAACGGAGGUCAAGUCCCGGUAAUUUAAGAGAGCAGAGCCCCAAGGGAAGAGAGUCAAGAGAAGAGAGGCUGAGUCCCAGAGAGGGCAGAGAGAGGAGGCUGGUGAUAGGGGGAGCCCAAGAGUCAUGUUCCAGGACUUCGGAGACUCGAGACUGGAGGCCGAGCCCUGCGGAGGCCAGAGACCUGAGUUCCAGACCAGCAGAGGCUCAGAAGUGGAGGCUGAGCCCUGGAGAAACUCCAGAGGAGAGUAUGAGGUUAGCUAGUCCUGGAGAUCACAGUCCCAAGAGAAAAGAGGUAUCAGAAAGCAGACUGAGCCCCGGGGAGUCUGGCGACCAGAAGGGCUGCCUGACAGAGGCCCAUAGAUGGAAUCUUGACCCGAAAGAACCCCAGAAACAGAGCUUGAUACAGCUGGAGGCCGCAGAGUGGAGGCUGAACUCAAGAGAAGAGAGAAAAGACUAUUUGGAGGAGUGUGGGAGAAAGGAAGAGAAACUGAGUCCAGGGAUUGUCCUAGACCAGUCUCCAGUGACAAAGGAGGUUCAGGACACCACCUCUAGAAAAGUGGAGACUGCCGAGCAGAGGCCCAGCCCUGUGGAGGAUGGAGACAGGAUCUCGAGGCCCACUGAAGCCUGGAAAUGGACCCUAAACUCUGGGAAGGCUCGAGAACGGACAUCUCAGGACAUAGAGACUCGAACUCAGAAGCCAGAUGCCCCGGCAUCUUCAGAGAAGCACCUGGGGCCUUCUGGUGUGGAGGUUGAAGGGGAGGCUGAGAGAGAGGAGGCGGGGGCUCAGAGCAGGCCUCUGAGAGCCCAGCAGAACCUCUGCUCUGGGCCCUCCCCCCUCCCACCAGAGCAGGCCGGGGCUGGGACGGAAGGCCCCAGACAGCAGGAAGAGGAAGCAGCAGAACUCCGGCCCCCAACGCCAGCCCCUCUGUCUCCCCCACCCCCAGCCCCAACUGCCCCUCAGCCCCCCGGGGAUCCCCUCAUGAGCCGCCUGUUCUAUGGGGUGAAGGCAGGACCGGGGGUGGGGGCCCCCCGCCGCAGCGGACACACCUUCACUGUCAACCCACGGAGGUGUGUGCCCCCUGCCAGCCCAGCCCCUGCAGCCACUCCUGCCACAGCUGAUGCUGCAGGGCCUGGACCCGGGAAGAAGCGGUACCCAACCGCGGAGGAGAUCUUGGUGCUGGGGGGCUACCUCCGUCUCAGCCGCAGCUGCCUGGUCAAGGGGUCCCCUGAAAGACAUCACAAACAGCUCAAGAUCUCCUUCAGUGAGACUGCCCUGGAGACCACAUACCAAUACCCUUCCGAGAGCUCGGUACUGGAAGAUCUUGGCCCGGAGCCUGAGGCCCCCAGUGCUCCCAGCCCCUUGGCAACCCAGCCUGACGACGACGACGACGAGGAGGAAGAGGAGGAGUUGCUGCUGCAGCCAGGGCUCCAGGGCGGCCUGCGCACCAAGGCCCUAAUCGUGGAUGAGUCCUGCCGGCGGUGACCAUCUUCCGAUUUGGGCACAUACCUCUCUCCUUCCCGUACCUGGAGAUCCUGGAGUCUGGACGAUUCAGAGUCGACGGACCCUAGCAAGGAGCCUGGCAGGGAAGGGCAAUGGGCACAUUCUGACUUGCUUUUCUCAUCCCAUUUCUGGGGCAGGGCCAGUAGCCUAAAUUUACCCCUAACCCAAGGUCCCCCGUGGGUGUAGUCACGUGGACUGGAGCAUCCUUGGCGAGCUAAGAGUGAGCAACACAGGAUUCACCUGGAAUUGAGGUAGAUGGAGCACCUCCAGCCCCAUGACAGGGUACACUGUCCCCACAGCCUUCUUUGACUUCCCGCCACUCCCGGGGACACUCAGGAUUUAAGCACUCACCUCCCUGGGAGGUCUAGAUCCCACUCCAUCCACAAGCGUCCUUUUCCUAGGUCACUGCCCCUUUGUUUACAGCUUCCUUCUCCUCUCUUGAACACAGCCUGGUUUACAUACCCACCAGCUCCCAGCUACACCUGCCUGAGUCCCAGGUUUACAAGCUAGGCCUAACUCACAGCCUUCCUGUGGAAUCCUCCAACCUCCAUUUGUUAUUAUUGAGAGUGACCUGGGGAGGUAUGUGGCUUUCCUCCACUUUGCUCAGUAUUACUGUGCCUCAGUUUCCCCCAAGAGGGAAAGCUGGGGAUCCUAACUCUUGAACCCCAUGAGAAUUAUUUAAUUCUGUUCCUCCUCGUGGUUCACAUUGAAUUGAAUUGCAGUGUGGGGGACGA